Exophiala oligosperma is the source of this 1083-nucleotide messenger RNA. RefSeq lists its product as uncharacterized. Gene Ontology annotation, molecular function: acyltransferase activity, transferring groups other than amino-acyl groups. The coding region runs from base 82 to 660 and encodes 192 amino acids. The transcript has a single exon. Lineage: Eukaryota; Fungi; Ascomycota; Eurotiomycetes; Chaetothyriales; Herpotrichiellaceae. The record is from RefSeq and is a predicted model, not a curated record.
AUUACAGCCUCCGAGCAACAUGUUUUAGGAGAUCCCCCGUGGGUUUGUAAACAUCAUCAAUCUAGAGUCUGUGGCCUCACAAUGGCUUUAUCCGACUACAGGGUGGCCAUGCUUCCUCCACCAGGAAGUGUGGUCGCUCCUCAUGGCUUCCCAGCAGACCCUCGACCCAAGGACGCCCCAAAGAUAUUUCUGGAUGCUAUGGAUGUACGGAUAAAGGUCUUCUGCGACGAACAAAAUUGUGCUCUUGAGCCUGAGCUGGACGAAGACGACCCCCGAUCGUGGCAUUGGGUUGCAUACUAUACUGGAGGAUCAGCGCCGGACCAGCCUGUUUCUGUGAUCCGUAUUGUGCCUCCACCGCAUGGCCCACACCCCAAUGGCUUUCAUGACCCCGAAGAAGAGCCAUAUGUCAAGCUAGGACGAGUCGCCACUCUGGCCCAGGCCAGAGGCAAGGGUAUCAGUCGUUUAUUAUCAGAGGCAGCCUUUCAAUGGCUCGAUGAUCACAAGAGCGAAAUCGGGCAUGGCUGGAACGGCCUGGUACUGGCCCAUGCCCAAGUCAACGUUGAGAGAAUGUACGCAAAAUUGGGCUUUGUGACGGAUGACAAGCUUGGUCGCUGGGACGAGGAAGGCAUUGAACAUUUGGGCAUGUGGAAGCGUGUAUGAGUCUGGUUCUCAUUAUUACAGCAUCAACUUCUUCCACGCUGAGUUACCCUGUCAGCAGAGCGGAAGAAGAGUCCGAACCAAGUCGGCUUGACCUCAGGGAUACAUGCAAGUCGGUGAACGUGGGUCAUGCAAUCGACAUGGGGUGUGUCUGUGAUGCCCAAACGCAUAUAGCAGACAAGGACAAUAGAAUAUUGUCAGAACCUCCCGAUCGCAUGGCGCCUGUUGACAAAGCAUUUAGUGACUGUAGUAGCGUUCGAAAUCGAGACUGUUCUUCUCAGGCAUUCCAAAGCGGCCAGAAUCGUCUUGCAUGGAUCGUUGGAGCGCGCUAUACUCUGUGUCACUAGGGUGUUUUCCCGAGUCCACAUUCAUCUGGGUCUCGUGACUGGGAGUUUAGAAAACGAUGCCUACGUGGGUGUCCUGGGC